Messenger RNA from Selaginella moellendorffii, 1171 nucleotides. Its product is annotated as RWD domain-containing protein 2B. The record is from RefSeq and is a predicted model, not a curated record. The transcript is spliced from 6 exons. Gene Ontology annotation, molecular function: protein binding. Bases 70 to 861 code for a protein of 263 amino acids. NCBI's taxonomy places the organism in Eukaryota, Viridiplantae, Streptophyta, Lycopodiopsida, Selaginellales, Selaginellaceae.
UCCUUCUCUCCCACUAGGGUUCUUCUUUUCCAAAAUGGGCGGCGGCGGCGGCAGCGCGGAGCUAGAGCUAUGGAUGGACGCCGCCACACUUCCGCGAAUCUCCAGCGGCAGCUAGACGAGGUGGAGGCUUUGCGGUCUAUAUACUCUGGCCAGGGAGAGUUUGAGGCUGGCUAUGGUGGCUCUGUCUCGUUCACUGUCCACCUUAAGUUGCUUGAGUGUUUAAGCAUCCAGUUCACCUUCCCGGACGACUAUCCAGAGAGCCAAGCGGUGGCUGUCAACGUGAGAUGCCAUGGAAGCGUUGCAAGAGAUCAACUUGACAGCUUAAAUCGAGCGGCAGCCAGCGUUGCCGAGGGAGCUCUCGGACAGGAAUCGACUCUUUUAGUGCUACAAAAAGUACAGGACUUGGCUUGGCGGAUAUCAGAAAACGAUCAAACCACUGAAUCCUCCAACGCUUCAUCGAUGUCUGGAGCGUCACAACUCCUAAAGAGAAAACUCUUUUGGUUUCAUCACAUCAAGUCCACGCGGAAAAGGAAAUGUAUCGUGGAGUGGGGAAAGGAACUUCGUGUGGGUGGCUACUGCAAGCCUGGCUUUCCUGGUAUUCUAAUCAUUGAGGCUGAAGACACAAAUAUUACCGAAUAUGUGAAGAGAGUUCGUCACUUGAGAUGGCAAGCUAUGAAUUUGCGGGCUCUCGAGGAGGAGCAGUGUCCUGCUGGCCGCAACAUUGACGAGCUGCGCCGGUUCAAGACGACUCAAAUCGAAGAGCUCGGCGAGACUGACAUGUCGAAGCUCGCAGCACUUUGUCGAGAAGCGGCACUAGAACAUAUGUUCUUGAGCGCGCUAAAGAUUGGGAGUGGUCACUGAAACCAUGCCUUCAAAGCAGUGCUUACAAUGGCUUGCGAUGGAUCAGUAAAGCUCCAUUCUCGCUCCAACUAGGAGGCCACGAAUUCCUUGUAAGUUUUUCUUCCCUUCUAGAGGCUAGAAUGGCGAUGAUGUCUAUAGAAAUUUCACAGUUUGUCUGAAGGCAACAUGAGUGAAAAUUUCACCGAGUUGCUGAGCCAAUUAGAUGAAUCCCUUCUUUACUCGUGGCAGUGAUGACCAGUUAUUUCACAGUUUCUGAUGAUAGAUGUGAGUGACAAUCCAUCCAUUUUCUGCUGAGUCACGUGAAAGAAAA